Messenger RNA from Rhagoletis pomonella (apple maggot), 1863 nucleotides. Its product is annotated as synaptic vesicle 2-related protein. The transcript is spliced from 8 exons. The coding region runs from base 13 to 1455 and encodes 480 amino acids. Lineage: Eukaryota; Metazoa; Arthropoda; Insecta; Diptera; Tephritidae. Gene Ontology annotation, molecular function: transmembrane transporter activity. Gene Ontology annotation, cellular component: membrane. The record is from RefSeq and is a predicted model, not a curated record. Gene Ontology annotation, biological process: transmembrane transport.
CACAAAAAUAAGAUGCGCAACGUAGAACGAAAUGCCAAGCAUGGUCAUGAAGAAGUUGUUGAGCUGACCACAUCCAGCCAACAUCACCAGGAACUGCUCAACAUAGAAGGAGAACUAGAUGUUAACUCGAGUGAUACAUACACUGUUCAACAAGCAGUUAAUCUUUUAGGAUUCGGAUGGUUUCAUGUUAAGUUAUCACUCAUUGUGGGACUUUGUUGGAUGGCCGACUCUAUGGAAAUGACUAUACUUAGUAUUAUUGGACCAACAAUGCAAUGCGACUGGAAUAUAUCAACUUAUCAGAAAGCCCUGAUGACGACAGUUGUAUUUCUGGGAAUGAUGAUCAGUCCGUUAUUUUGGAGUCAAUUAAGUCAUCGAUAUGGCAGAAAAUCCGCUUUAACAUUUUGUGGUGUGCUGCUUGUGUUAUAUAGUUUACUCAGUUCUGUGGCCCCAAACUUCAUCUGGCUGUUAAUUUUACGUGGACUCGUGGGAUUUGCUAUCGGAUGCACUCCGCAAUCUGUCACUCUAUAUGCCGAAUUCCUUCCUUCAAAAUACAAGGGAAAAUGCGUGGUAUUAAUGGACUGCUUCUGGGCUUUGGGCGCUUGCUUUGAAAUUACUUUGGCCUUAGCAGUUUACCCUAACUUUGGUUGGCGUUGGCUUUUGGGCUUAUCGGCGGCACCAUUAUUACUAUUUACUGCUUUGACACCGUGGCUUUCAGAAUCUGCGCGAUUUUAUACCCUUAAUGGAAACAACGAUAAAGCGCUUCGAGUUUUGGAGCAGAUUGCAAAGGAUAAUAACAGACAAAUGUUAAUCGGUCGUCUAAUAGUUGACUAUGAAACCAAUUCACCUGUUCAAAUGAGAACAUUACUUAAACCCGAACUAAGGAAAAUAACACUCCUGCUCUGGUUUCUAUGGAUGUCAUGUGCGUUCUGCUAUUACGGCUUGGUAUUGAUAACUGUAGAGUUAUUUCUUAAGGACAAAGUUAAUUCCGUAAAUCAGGGAUGCAGCACAUUCAAUACACAAGAUUUUAUGGACCUAUUGUGGAUUACUUUCUCUGAAUUUCCUGGAAUAUUUGUAACAAUAGCUAUUAUUAAACGAUGUGGCAAGAAAAAAACGAUGGCCAUGCAAUUUCUAAUUUUUUCUGGAUGUGUUUCAAUACUAUCGCUUAUUAAAAGCCGCAUCUACACCACUACCGUCUUAUUUAUUGCCAGAGGUGUUAUAUCCGGUCUGUUUCAAGCUGCAUACAUAUAUACUCCUGAAAUUUAUCCAAAAAAUUUACGCGCUGUUGGAGUCGGCGGAUGUUCAACAAUAGCUCGGAUUGGCGCCAUGGCUACACCAUUUGUUUCACAAGUACUUUUACACAAUUCUUCGUCAAGUGCGCUCAAUAUUUAUAGCUUGGUUGGUUUAUUAUCUGCAGUCGCUUGCAUUAUACUUCCAGACAGCAAAAUUUUAGGAUAAAUGUAGAAUGUUUACUUGUAAAUUGUGUGCAUUUCACACAAAACAAAACAUCCAUGAAAACGCCUAGAAACAUAAAAUUAUAAAAUCACAAUUUUCUUUAAAAAAAAAUUAUAACGUAGGUUGAUUCUAUGCCACUAGCAGCGUUGCCAGAACCUAUAGCGCAAAUAAAGGGAAGAUUAAGGGGAUUGACACCCUCCAUGAAAGCGUAUUUAGUACCGCGCCCAGAAUUUCUCUUGGCGGCCCUGCUCGUGUCGAAUAUGUGUACCACGUCACCAAUCUAUACCAAAUUUUACAUACACAUUGUGCUCGGCUUGCUUAAGCACCAUGUUGAAAACUGUUUACAUCUACAUAGUUAUGUUAUCAAGUACACAAAUAACUUAUUUUCUUAAUAAAAAAUUUGGAGCUGCA